AUGCUUGCUGCGGACAAAUUACUUCUGACGAGCACGAUCCGCAAGAAUGCGACGGAGCUCAAAGGAAAGGAGCUGGCUCUCCACAAGGGCAACUUCGAUGCUGUCGGCACACAGGCAGCUGUGCUGGCCGGCUUCGCCGUUGUCAUGGUAGUCGAGUUCCACAUGCCGGAGACGGCACACUUUGCCCUGCAAGGGAUCUACUAUGUUUUCGCAGUCAUUACGCUGGUUGCCAAUCUGAGAUGUGUCGCGAUGACGACCUGCAUCACCGUGAUGGGCACUGGCCUCGCCCUGCGCGGUCCAGAUGGCUCCAUGGUUCGGGCAGUGGAAGGCAUGUACAACCAGAGAGCCAUCGUCUUUAGGUCAUUUGGCACUGGUAUCGUGGCUUGCUGCUGUAGUGUGGCAGUGAUUGCCUGGAUCAAGAUGGAUGUCAUUCCCGCCUGCAUAUGUACGGGCGCGAUCGCCUGGACCCUUUUUUCCAUCGCGAGAUACACUAGAUUUUACUUGGACUUCUUCAAGUUCAACGAGGACGAGGUUGUCAGCCUAGAUGACAUCCUUGGCGCCGACCUUGUGAACAAGGAGAACAUCGUAAAGCAGCUCGGGAUCGGCAGCGACACGCUUGUGCGACUUCUUGGGGUGGGCAAGCAACUGGACCGCCUGGCACCGAAGCCUGGGCAGCUCGUGGAGUUCGACGCUCGCGUGAGGUGGUACAGGAAGCUUGGCGGCUGGGACCUUCGCCUGUCCCACCACACGAGAUUUCAGAAAGCUGCGGUGGCUGUCCAGAAAGGCUGA
This is a messenger RNA of Symbiodinium sp. CCMP2592, 789 nucleotides long. Lineage: Eukaryota; Dinophyceae; Suessiales; Symbiodiniaceae. The record is from the annotation of a GenBank genome assembly.